AUGGAACAAAUAAUUAAAAAUCUCUUAGUCGCCGACAACGAUCUAAUACGGCAAGCUUCGGAAGACUUAAAAGCAGCUCUCGGAAAGCCGGAAACAGUUCCCCAAUUAUGUGAGAUCUGCGUUUCAAACAACGAUGCCCAAGUGCGACAAUACGCAGCGAUGUUGUUGAAAAAACACCUGGGGAAGUUGCGUACAUGGCGAGAAGUGCCGGUCGAAACGCAAGACAUAAUCAAGAAAGGUAUGCUGGAAGCAAUCGGGAAUGAAUCGGAAAAAUCUGUUCGUAAUGCUAUUACCGGCUUCGUUGCGGUGUUAGUCAGACACGAAGCUGAAAAGCAAGACGGAUGGAUGAGCGAAGUCUUGAAGUUUAUGUAUGAUAACACUACCUCGAGCGAUCCAAAACUGAGCGAACUUGGAUCGUCCAUGUUCGCCACGCUGGCCGAUUACGCGUCAGAUCAGUUCAUGCCUCAUAUCGAAAUGGUUUGCCAGCUAUUUUCCGGGGCUCUUAUAACGACGGAGGCGAACGGAGAUAUGGCCACCCCGGUGAUUUAUAACAUUCUUCUUGGAAUGUCGCGUUUGGUACCUUGUAUUGCUGGCCGGCAAGAUUUGGAGCAAACCUAUAGAGAUUCGAUUCCCUACGUACUAAAGGCACUGAGCGCUUUCGCCGAACAUGAUCCAGAUAAGUUUACACAGGCGUUUGAUAUUUUGGAAAAUCUUGUUGAUGGAUCCUCGCGCACGCUAUCGCCCCACAUGAACCUUUUGAUCGACUUUUGUCUGCAGUUGGCGAGCAACAGCCAGCUAGAAGAUUCGGUGCGCGUUAAAACACUCACCUUCAUCGGUUGGUUGGUGCGUCAGAAGAAGAAAAUGAUCAUCAAGCAAAAACUUGUAGAACCCAUCGUCGUGGCAUUAUUUGCAUUGAUGAGCGUUGCGCCCGAAGUUGAAGAUGAGGAUGAAGAAUACUUUGGUAGUAACGAAGUUUCGACUCCUAGCACUUGCGCCACUCAGUCUCUGGACGUUAUGGCGCUACACAUUCCUCCGAAACAGCUUUUCCCUCCACUGAUGGCUCUGCUUGAGCCAGCUUUGGCAGGUGAUAAUCCGUUGGCCAAAAAAGCUGCAUAUCUCUCGAUCGCCGUUAUUGCAGAAGGCUGCUCCGAACACAUAUGCAGUAAAUAUUUGCGUGUUCUAGUAGACGUAAUCAAACGUGGCAUUACUGACCCAAAUGUUAUGAUCCGUAACGCGGCGCUGUUCGCGCUCGGACAGUUCUCCGAACAUCUGCAACCGGAAAUUUCGCAGCAUGCCGACGAAAUUUUACCGAUUCUGUUCGAGUUUCUGCAGCAGUUGUGCCUUCAAAUUCGUUCCGGUGGCAAGGAACCGCCGCAUAUCGAUCGUGUCUUCUACGCUCUCGAAACAACGUGCGAAAACCUCGAAGAGCAGGUAACACCAUAUCUGCCCAUGCUUAUGGACCGUUUGUUCGAGUCACUAGAUACUCGGAACAGCGUUCACCUGCGAGAGCUUUCUUUGACAACGAUCGCCGCGACAGCGAAUGCGGCCAAGGAGCACAUGUUGCCAUAUUUUGCUCGCUUAAUAGACUGCCUAAAAGUAUACCUGGUUAAGUCAGAUGAUGAAGAUAUUUGCAGCUUGCGACCGCAGGCAAUCGAUACGUUUGCUGCGCUUGUACGUACUAUCGGCAAAGACAAUUUCCUACCGUUGGCUGUGGACACCCUGAACUUGGGUUUGACGAUGCUUGAUGAAUCGAACGAUCCGGAUCUGCGCAGAAGUUGCUACAAUCUAUUCGCUUCCAUGGCGUCUUCGGUAAAAGAAGACAUGGCCGGUUCACUGAACAAAAUUGUCGAAGCUAUGCUCGAGAGCGUGCGCAGUUCCGAAGGAAUCGUUCCGACGUUCAAGGAUGCAUCUGGAGAUGAUUUGGCUAUUUUACCUAACGGUUUGUCGACGAAUGGUGGCGGUGAUGGGGACGAUGAGGAUGAGGAGUUCGACAUUGAAAACUCAGUUGACGACGAGGAAGAUGAUGAUGAUGAAAUUGCUGGCUACAGCGUCGAGAACGCAUACAUGGAUGAAAAAGAGGAAGCUAUCCUGGCAUUGAUGGAGUUUGCCGAACACACGGGCCCCGCUUUUGCGCCAUUCAUUCAGACUGCUUUUGAAGAGAUCUACAAACUGUUGAAUCACCCGAACGAGGAUAUUCGCAAGGCAUCGAUCGAUGCAGUAAAGCAGUUCGUAGUCGCUCUGCACCAAAUGGGAAAUACGGAUGGUGUUAAUCAGACGAUACUUAUUUUGGUACCAAAGUUGAGUGAAAUUAUUCGAACGGAUGAGGAGCGCACGGUGGUAAUGUCAGCGCUGGAUGGCUUUAGUGAUAUCCUGGAUGAAGUGGGGGCAGCAACGUUCCAGGCAGAUGGCCAAAAGGAUGCCGUGUUCAAUUGUAUAGUAGACGUGCUGAACAGUAAAAUCGCCUGCCAGUUUGAUGAACCGGUGGACGAAGAGCAAGAGGAAAGCGAAUACGAUGAGGCCAUCCUUGAGUCGGCAGGAGACAUAUUGCCAAAGUUUGGCCGUGCUCUUCCUGCCGAAGAAUUUGCCGUCUACUUUGGCCGCGUGUGGCCAUAUUUCAUUCAAAAAAUAGAAAAAUCGAAACAGAAAGAUGAGACGACUGACUCGCAACGUGCCUUUGCGAUCGGCGUGCUGGCGGAAUGUUUUGAAGGAUUGAAAGAAUACACACGAAACUGGAUCGAUUCGUUGUUGCCCAUUUUCUUGUCUUGCGUUCAAGAUCGUAACAACGAGGUGCGCAGCAACACGGUGUAUGGCCUGGGAGAGAUGGUAUUGCAUGGGAAUGAUUGCACCUUUGGUCAUUACCCACAAAUUAUGGCUUCCCUCUCGCAACUUGUGUCCAAAGAACAGCAUGCUGGGACAUUGGAUAAUCUAUGCGGCGCCUUGGCGCGACUCAUAACCACCAACUGCAGUUUGGUUCCAUUAAAAGGCGUUCUCCCCGUCUUUGUGGAAUAUCUACCGUUGCGCGAGGAUUUUACCGAAAAUCUAGCUGUUUUUCGGUGCCUUGAUCUGCUCUAUCGGCAAGGUGAUGAAAAUCUAAUUCCGCUGCUGAGCCGCGUGCUAGUCGUAGGUUUGCAGGUGUUAUACAAGAAGGAACAUACUUCUGACGAGAGUCGCGAGCUGGUAUUCAAUUUAGUGAAGCAGAUAAGCAAAGACUUUCCGGAUAAGUUUACCGAAGUGAUUCGCAGUGAUGCCGAAAUUGCAAAUUUCGUCCAAACACUCAUGCUACAGUAGAAAUCAGCGAAGCCGCAUUUCAUGCGCAAAUUGUUCAUAACAUACAUCAAUCCAUAUCUGCUUCAUAGUACGUGUAUGAAACGAGAUGGUAGCAAGUAAAGGAGAAUUAGAUGCAACAAUGAAUUAGAGUCACUUAAAAAACUGUGGAUAUUUUAGGAAAAAAGAAGAGAAAUAGUACGUUCUCUACAAUGCUCUGAAUAGAGUUCAAUUGAAAAGUAUCUACGCCUAUCAAAAAGAAAACUUAUUUCAACGAGAGGAAAAACGUUGACGCAAAAAUUAGGCUGCGUUUCAACACUACCGCUUAAUUGCUGUGAAGAAGUCUUGUAAAGAAGCAAAACAGUCCGUCUAUAGUUUACGAUUGCGACACUCUUGCAUCCAGACCACUAGUGGCUCUACUAGAAAAACGAUUAAUAUUUUGAAAUAUGCUGUGUUCGAUGGAUCAAUGUCCUCAAAAUAGGUAUUCCAUUCGCUAUUCUUUAAAUCUGAAUGUUGAUUCUGAUGUUGCAUUUAUCAUAUUGUUUUCCGUUUUUUUCUACACCUGGGUGUUGUAUAUUCCAAAUUGGGGUACUGCUUUUAUGUGUGCUUCGGUUUGAAUAGUUUAGCAUUGCUUAAGGUUUAAAGCUGACUUCAUCUGAACAAUUCGCGGUUUGGCACACCCAUUAUUCUCAGUCUUUCAGAAUUUCCUUCCGAGAGUGUUUCGUCUGAAGUUCAAGCUCAUAGAGUUUAUGGUUAUAUUAACUCCUCCAAUUUGCUUCCACACGCAAGGAGUAAAAAAAUCUCUUCAUUAUAUAAGUUAGUGCAGUUUUCGAAGUUCCUCAAAACGAAGUAAAAAGUUCAUUUCAAUGUACGUAAUAGGAACGGGUGUUAAAAUAUUUGUUAUGUGUGAAUAAUAACCGCAUGGUUUUGUUUUCUUUUCUGAUCGUAGAAACAUAAGCGUUCCGAUUGCAUGUUCAUGGAAGAUGUCUUUCUUUUGUUUUACGCGCUAUGUUCAAAGCACUAAUAUGAUUAUAUACUAAUCAAUGAAUUCGAUUCAUAUUAAUUAUUCAUAGAUUUAUUUUGUACGUGGUUCCAUUUCAUAAUUUACAAAAUAAAUUCAUCUAUAAAACGAUUUUUUUGUAAGCAAUGCGGGAAAAGUGUAAUUUAACUGAAUAAUAAGCCGUAGCAUACGCGCUUAUAUGUUCAUGAUCAACUAUACCUUUUUAAACAAUACAGCAUUUCAGUGAUAUUUUUUACUAAACAUCAUAUAAUUUACAGAACAAUGCAUAUUGCCACAAGGGUUUGGUCAACCUGCUUGCAAAUGAAAUGAAAAUUUAUCAAAACUGCGCAAAAAAAUCGCUAAGCACCUAAGUGAUUUCGCAGUGCAAUUGACUUUCUAACAGGAUAACUGUUAUUUCAAAAGCUUUGUUUUAAUACAAAUGGAUGGUGCAGCUGCCAUACUAAUGGAAGUCGAAAAGUGUAAGCGUAUCGUCCAGAAAGUCUGUACGAAAUGUAUGAGACGGUAAUUGAUCACUUUUUACUGUUCAUUAAAUCGAUUUCUUUGUCAUAUGUAACAACAAUUCGUAACCAUCGUUUAAGUAUACCGAAUUUUUCUCAAAGCAUCGUACCGGGAAGAUCGUUUUGUUAAUUUUAAAAGCUGAGACAAUAACAAGUUUCGUGAUGA
Anopheles nili is the source of this 4948-nucleotide messenger RNA. Its product is annotated as importin-4-like. Gene Ontology annotation, cellular component: cytoplasm; nucleus. Gene Ontology annotation, biological process: protein import into nucleus. The record is from RefSeq and is a predicted model, not a curated record. The coding region runs from base 1 to 3288 and encodes 1095 amino acids. Lineage: Eukaryota; Metazoa; Arthropoda; Insecta; Diptera; Culicidae. The transcript has 6 exons. Gene Ontology annotation, molecular function: small GTPase binding; nuclear import signal receptor activity.